Molecule: messenger RNA, 1791 nt
Organism: Neospora caninum
Lineage: Eukaryota; Apicomplexa; Conoidasida; Eucoccidiorida; Sarcocystidae
Product: putative PAK1 interacting protein
Exons: 7
Coding region: 1-1791 (596 amino acids)
Molecular function (GO): protein binding
Source: RefSeq, a predicted model, not a curated record
AUGCCGGACUCCGCCGCAGACACCCUCCCGGUGGUGACUCUCGGGACGUACGACGGCGGCCUAAUGGGCUACACCGUGCAGCCCGUUCCGUCCCCUGCAGAGAGAAAAGGAAAAGUCCACCGAGACCAACUCCAGGAACUGAAAGUUGCCUUCGCUGUAAAUGCUCAUGUGGGUUGUGUCAAGGCAGUUGCAAGCACUCCCAGCCUUCUUCUCACCGGCAGCACUGACGAGAGCAUCCGCAUUUACAAUCUGGAGACGCGCCGCGAACUGGGCGUUUUGACCACGCCCGCGGGCGGGACUGUGACGUGUUUGGCGCUGAUUGGAAACGCGUUUCUCCUCUCCGGAGACUCCCGUGGGCGUGUGAAACUUUGGCGAGGCGCCUCCUGGGAGUUGCUCCGCUCGCUCGACACGACGAAUCCCGGGAAGAACGGGAAAGGAAAGAAAUCCAGUGCGAGAAAGGCCCGCGACGCCACAGACGACCCCGACGAGGAAGACGAGCACAUUGCUCAGGGCCGCAGAGCCGUGAAAAGCGUCGCCGUGCAUCCCAGCGGACGUCUUUGCCUGGUUGUGACGGAAGACGGAAUCCUGCAGAUGUGGAAUCUCCUCACAGCGACUUGCGCAGCUCGCCACGUCCUCGGAGCACGGGAGCGCGUGGAAAGCGUCCGCUGGCCGCCGCAGCUCGCCACUUCGCUCUACGGCAGACUGACGGCGCGAGAAGUUUCUCUCCACAACAUGGCACACUCGCGAUCUGCGUCUUUUCCCGUCGAGGCGGUCAAGAGCAAGGAGCGAGAGGCAGGCGCUCCAGUGAUGUGGACGGCCUUUUGUUUCGCCAGCGAGGCGGUACUCCUGGUGGGCGACAGCCACGGCGGCAUCUGGGGUGUACAUCUCCCAGAGUCGUUACUGAACAGUGCGGCGGCGGACGGGACGCAGCCUGCACUUUGUCCGAGGUUCGUCUUUAAAGGGAAGCAUGCGUCGCGCAUUAAAGGCCUCGAGAUCGUUGGCGUUGAGCAGGUUUCCUCGUCAGAGGCGCUCAUUUCCUUUGUGAGCGCCGACGCGGGUGGCUGCAUGCAUCUGUGGCGUUUCCGGGGGCCCGCGAAACCUGCCUCGUCGGCAGGAAAGAAGAAAGAAGGCAAAGGCGACCUUGUAACCUUUUCUCCUGACGCGCGCGUGGACACACGGUGCAGAGUGACGUGCCUGUCGAGCAGCGUGACGCCGGCGGCGCUGUCGCAUCAGAGCCCCACGGAGGCGCCAUCUUUCUCUGGAAACAGGAAGGAAGCAAACGGUGAGACGCCGCAAAAGGAACAAGACGAUGAUGAAGAAGAGGAAGAAGAAGAGGAAGAAGAUGAAGAAGAAGAGGAAGAUGAAGAAGAGGAAGAAGAAGAGGAAGAAGAUGAAGAAGAAGAGGAAGAUGAAGAAGAAGAGGACGAUGAAGAAGCGGAAGAUGAAGAAAGCGAACAGGUUGAAGAGGGGCUGACGAGGAGGCCUAAAGGAAAUGGAAAGGAGGGGAAGAAUGUUGGCUCGCUGCCUUCGGCAGGCGGUCGCAUCAACCGACCGUCCCAAGGCGCAUCUCUUCUCAAGGGCCGUGAAGCGCCGUCGCAGGUGCUUGCACGGCGAGACGAACGGAAGCGAAGUCGAGGGGGGGAAACACAGCCAGUGGGAAAAGGAAAGAAAGCAAAAGCAGUGCCUCACGGGUUCAUGGAGGACAAGCGAGAGGAAAAGAAGGAAAGAAAGCAGAAGAGAGGGGCGUUUCCGGUGUCUGCAGGGAAACCCUCGAAGAACCCCAAACGGUGA